UGUGGAGAAAUCAAAACUCAGCUACGGAUGUUUGUUUAUUCCAGCGCCUGAAUUAAAAAACAUAAUUCUUCUGAAAACGGUUAGCAGUUUCAGCCAUGAUGAUGCAGCUUUAAAUAUCACCUCUUCAAUCGUCAACCAGCUUGACCUGCUAGCUGGUAAACUGCAGUCCAAUUGGAAAACUUCGGAGCCUAAAAAUAUAAUCAAAGUUGACUUGUUAAUGUGUCUGCCCAAAGAUAAAAAAAGCGGCGAUAAAAACAAUGCUUUUAAGCACGUUUUGUCAAAUGAGCUGAAAUGUGCGCAUUAUUAUCAGAAUUUCUUCAAAAUUGAAACAACGUUCGGCAAUGAAUCAAAUAUGAUUGCAAAAGUUGAAAAUCUGAGCAAUACCAAAAUCAGAAAUGGAAGCGAAAUGAAUUGUUUAAUUGAUUUAUUCUUGACGCUAAAUACCCAUUAUGAAGUAAUUUACACUUUAACAGACGAAAACUUUAGAAAUCUCAGUUUUGAAAGCUGUUCAUUUGAAAACGUCGAAAGAGUGAAAUAUUUAUUUGACUUUUACUUUCCAGAGUGUGGUGAAAAACUGAUUACAGUUCCGGAUAUUAACCGAAUCUUUGACAACAUCCUGUACCACACAAACAGUGAAGGCCGUCUGGGACACCUAAGCGAAUACGCCACAUAUUACGGAGAGGUGAAACUUUUCGUGGAGCUUUUGUUGUCAAAACUGGAAAACCCUGCUGGAAUUUUGCUGAAAGGGUUCACUCAGAACCAUUUCGCUUCUUUACUGAGUUCCUCGUCUAUUGAAAUUUCAGCCUUUGAAAUUGAUUGGCUGUACCUGACCGACAAUGUGGUCAUGCCGAUCGAAGUUGGCCUCUCUGAUAACCCCCAAAAACCUGUUCAAGCAAUCGUGAACAAAAUCACCCAAUGUCUGAUCAAAAUUAUUCCCCAGUUCCAAUUAAUUUUCUACUCGUAUUUGACAAAGUUUAACCAAAUAAACGAGGAUGAGUCAUCAAGAACAUUUUCUGAAGUUAUUCAAAACUUUCUCAAAAUUGUCGUUUUCCUUCCGAAUGUGUCAUUUUUUGCGUUCUGUGUCGCUUUAAAGCUUAUUAAGGAUGCAGUGCAAAACGUUGUUAGAAAAGCUAAUCCUGCCAUAUCAAACGGAUUUUCAUUGCUGAUUCAGAAUUAUGGAUUUCAAUUAAAGGAUUUAACUUUCAUAGUUUUGGAUGAUUCGUCAAAAAAUUUGAGAUUGAUCAAAAUUGACAAACAUUUGAACGUGCUGGACGUUCAUUAUUCGAUUCACGAAUUGUUCCAACCUAUUUCUGAGGAAAGCUGCAGUUUUCUGGGAUACUUAAGAGCUUUAUUGUCGCUGGCAAGUUUGACGGCUGUUGAAGACUUAACAUCUGGAAGACGCGAAGACACGCCCAUAGAUGUGGACGAGAGAUAUCGCAAAUUUUUCUCGUUGUGGCGAAAGAAGCACGAAACGGAUCUGUCGUCUCGCAACUUUAUUCUCAGUCCGCAACAACAUCGUUUGCUGGCCGAAACACAAAAAACUCACUUGUUCAUUACUGGUCAACCGGGGACUGGAAAGACUGCGCUUUUACUGGCCAAGUGUGAACAAAUGGCGUUGAAGGAAGAUGUAGAUUCAGUUUUUAUUGUUUUCAAUGAGUCGGACAGUAUUCUGCGACGAUCUAUUGACGCAUACAUUGAAACACAGGCGAGUGAAGAGCUCAGAAGCAAAAAAGAAGUCAUCCAAAGAUACGAAAGAGAGAUAGAACACAUUCGAAAGAGCAGCAAGUUUACGACUGAAGAGCGGACUGUCGUUGUUAUAGAUGAACUGUACGACAACAGAAACAUAGUUGAUGACUUUCUCAACUUCAAGUGCUGCUGGGUUGCUGCCGUGGAAGCUGGACAGAUGGUGGGUACCGCCGGCUCUCUCCUCGGUUCUGAUCCAUUCUGGUUGGCUGAGAGAGGGGGAAAGCAAGUGUUCGAGCAUGAGAACCUCAACAUUCUCUUUCGCAGCUCACAUCACAUCAGCUCAGUCUCAAACUGCUUCAUCGAGCGACAAUUGCAGACGUUUCCAGCCUCUGUUCGCAUUCCUGGCUGCUUCUCAUCCUCAGAAAACCACACCAAAAUUAAGUAUUUCAUCGAUUGGAACGAUCCCGCGUUGUGUGACAUCUCCUUUUUGUCAGAAGCAAUGACAAGAAGGUUUUUGUUUAUAAUAACGGACCAAAGUGAUAUUGCAUCACGAGUCGAGAUGUUAGUGUCCGCUUGGAAUCCUACAGACUAUUUCGUAAUCGAUGACUUUGAAGAAGGAGAAAACUACAGUUUUUCGGGUUCUGAUUUUUUUUCGGUUUUGGCGGUUAUUGAUUUGCAAGAUUUCAAAUACGAGUACUUAUAUGAUAUCAACAUGGCAGUCACUCGCGGACAGUAUGAACUGGGGUUUUUACUAAAUAGCGCUCUAAGAAACAACCUUGAUUUGAUGAAUUACAUCACAAAAUAUAAAACCAGUUACGCGCAAGCUUUCGAAGAUUUUAUCGAAGGGCGAGUUUUAACUUCGGAUUGGCUAAUUCCAACAGAUCUGGACAGGUUCCAGUUUAUCUGGUGGCAAAGGAAAAUUGAAGAAUCACCAUCUGAAGACAGAAAAAGAUAUCACGAGCUGUUCAAAAACCAGAGUCCAGAAAUCUGUCUUCAGAUGGCAAUAGCGUUUCCCGGAGAAAAUGGUUUCGCAGAUUCAGUCGAUGCUGUUCUUCAAAGCGCACAUAACGCAUGUUCUUCAGAUGAAAGUUUGGACUCAAAAUUCGAUUGGGUUUGCAAACUAGGAGAAAGGGUUCUGCGUGACGAUAAAAGCAAUUCUCUAAGUGCUGGCAGCUUGCAUUUGCUCUACUUGUCAAUCUGUUCUGGGAACGUUGACGCAUUUAAAUCAGUCAUAACUUUCUUGGAAAAACACAAUAUUCUGGGAAAUGAACUGAAGCAUCUUUUACCGAAUGCUUCAAUUUUGGAUGUUGCGCUGCGAGAGCUUGAUGAACAGGAAGAUAAAUUAGCUUACAACAGGGCUGCCUCUUUUUUACAUAAAUUUAAUUUUGAACAACGGCAACAGUGCAUUUGGAAUUACUUUUUAUAGAGAAAAAAACAUAUAAAUUUGUCAUAUUGAAAUAAUCCUUACAGAUACUUUACUAAAGAAGUCGCAACCUAUAAAAUUUGAGCAGCCACGUUUAAUGAGUGUUUGAACUUUUUUUAAUUUGAACAAACGAUUUCUUCAUUGCGAAUUUUA
Messenger RNA from Symsagittifera roscoffensis, 3262 nucleotides. RefSeq lists its product as uncharacterized. The transcript is spliced from 4 exons. Lineage: Eukaryota; Metazoa; Xenacoelomorpha; Acoela; Convolutidae. The record is from RefSeq and is a predicted model, not a curated record. The coding region runs from base 218 to 3112 and encodes 964 amino acids.